AUGUUCCCCGCCAAGGGCCUCUUUGCAGCCCUCCCCUGCCCCGACAGACCCGCCUGCCGCCGCCCUGCCUGUCUCUUCAGCCAUGCAUCCGACGCAAAGGACCCCCUCGCGCUCAACAUCCCCGUCCACGCGCCCAAGGAGGCCCCCGUCGCGCCCGCGCCCUUGCAGCACAAGGCCACCGCGUCUGUCCCCGCGAAACGCCCCAUAUCGUCUGCAGCUGGACCAAGCACACCUGGCAGUGCACCAGGCUCUGUAUCUGAGCCCCCUCGUAAACUGCAGCGCACGGGGCCGUCGAAGCGACCUGUCGCGGUGCCUACGGCGACACACACCUCCACGGGCUGCCCUCUCAUAAGAGUCCCUCCAGCCCAGUCGAAAGUCGCUAUCCCCGUCCGCCAAAUUAUGCUCCAGCAGCUGUUCCAGCACUAUGCCGUUCUCUACGAAAACAUCCUCGCCCAGAAUCCAACCCUAGCCUCCGAGCAUGCCCUCCGACAAGAGGAAGAGGUGUAUUCAAAAUCAAGCAAGUUCACCUACCGUAAUGCCAUAAUCACCUCCAUCGCGACCCUCAAGAACCGGCGGAAACCCGAUAACGCUUCACAUGCCUCCGUCGGCACAGAAGGUGACCUUGCACGACGAGCCGAGGAGCGCAAGAAGCUCAAUGCGCUCCGGCUGACCGCCGAACAGCUGAAGCCGUAUGUCAUGUCGCUCGACCAGCUGCGCCAGUGGGGCUAUAUCGUCGAGAUUCCUCCAAGUGAAGGCGGAUCACGACCAAGUGAAGAGGGCUCCGUGAAGACAUGCGAACGAUGCAGCACUGCGUUCAAAGUGAAACGGAGAGAAGACGCGUCGAUGGACGAAUGCAUAUACCACUGGGGAAAGGCGUUCUCGACCAAAGUCAACGGUGAAAAGAGACGCUUGUUCACCUGCUGUUCGCGUCCCGCAGACAGCGAAGGUUGUGAAAGAGGGCCGCACGUCUUCUACGAGUCGUCACCGGAGGACUUGCACGUCCGCCAUCCAUUCUCAUAUACCCGUGGAAGCAGGCCACCAGACGAUGCGCCAUCAGAGGAGACUAGCCAAGAGGCAGAUGGUGAAGCCGACUCCGCACUAGACGUUGUAGCGCUCGACUGCGAGAUGGUGUAUACGACGGGCGGGAUGCGCGUUGCCCGGGUGUCGGUAGUCGACGCGACCGGGAAGGAAGUCUUCGACGGGCUCGUCAAAAUGGACGACGGUGUGGACGUCAUUGACUACAAUACGCGUUUCUCCGGCAUUACCGCGGAAGCACAUUCAGCAGCGCUCCUCCCAUUGACCGCGAUCCGCCGAUCGCUCGACGCGCUCGUAUCAUCGAAGACGGUCAUCAUCGGGCACGCGCUCGAGAACGACUUGAGAACGCUGAGGAUGGUGCAUCAUCAAUGUGUAGACACGGUUGUGCUGUUCCCCCACCCAGCGGGCCCACCGUAUAGACGAGCAUUACGUGCAUUGGCGAAGGAACAUCUGGGUCAGACGAUCCAACAGGGAGGUGGCACGGUGGGGCACAGCUCUGUCGAGGACUCGGUCGCUACUCUGGACCUGGUCCGAUGGCACGUCCUGAACCGUCCACCGCCAGCGAAACCCGCCGCAUCUGCACCACCAACGAACAAGCUUUGA
Molecule: messenger RNA, 1638 nt
Organism: Rhodofomes roseus
Lineage: Eukaryota; Fungi; Basidiomycota; Agaricomycetes; Polyporales; Fomitopsidaceae
Product: ribonuclease H-like protein
Exons: 7
Coding region: 1-1638 (545 amino acids)
Cellular component (GO): nucleus
Molecular function (GO): exonuclease activity; nucleic acid binding
Source: RefSeq, a predicted model, not a curated record